GCGGGGUCCCACGGCCGUGAGACGCGGCCCGAAGCCCGGGGCGAGACCGCGAGGAUGGAACUCCGUGUUUUCCCCGUGCGCUGCACAGCGUCAAUACGGGAUUCUCUCCCAGCGUUGCGCCUCGGGAACGCGGACACGCUGCGUCUCACCCGGAGAAAGGGCUCAUUGAGGCUGAGGCACAGGGACCGGCUUUGUGCUGCUGGAGCGCACUGAGCCGCCGCUCUCCUCCGGCCCGUGCCAUCCCCAGAGCCCACCUGGGCGUCUCCGGAGCCGACCUCGGAGCCAGCCCGCAGCAUCCCCGGCGGGCUCCGCAGGCGGUGCCGGCAGCUAUUAGCCGAGUUUGUUCCCAGUUUGGUUCCCAGCACGUGGCCGCCCGUUGCUGCCCCAACCACAACCCCGCGGGCAGCCCCCGGCUCCGAAAGUCCCAUCGCGGGGCUGGGGCACCCCCUGCCAGUGCCCCCUGCCAGCCCAGCAGCAGUCAGUCACCUGGGAGCCGGGCCGGUGCCCACUACGCCGCCCUCGUCCCUUGCUCAGGGCUGGGCGCCGGCCCCCAUUUGGCCGCAGACUGGGGCUAUUCUGGGCAACUUUAUAAACAGCGUAGGAGGUGACUUUUUUUUUUUCCCAUUUCUUCCUAUUUUUUUUUUAAUUUGUUUUUUUAAACUUGAAAACACACGUUGCUUUUGUGCAAAAAAUAGCGGAGGGAGCAGCCGGUGGCCGAAGCGAGCUGCGCCGUCUCCAGCGUCCCCAUCCCACCGGGCGGCUCCGAGGCGCUGCCAGGCGGAGGCAUUCGGGGUAACGACGUGUUUCCCGGCGCGGGGAAGAAAAGCGUUCGGUGAUACGUUGGGAGCUGCCUUGCCGUGAUUCUUCCCCCAGGCAGCAGACAAAGAGCAGCGGCGAUCGGCGUCCGCACGCUCCCUUUGUUCUGCCCGUGGGUUCAGCCGGGCUGUCCCCCAUUAACCCGGCGGGGAGGGGGCGGCCGAGGACUGAGAGCAGACGGUUUGCUCGAGGAGUUCGCCCGCCGCCCGUUGAGUCACCGGAGGAAAAUGUGACUUCACCGCGCACACCUCCGGCAGAGACGGGCAACAGCGGGAGAGGGACUUGGGAACGGGACCCGGCAGCUCCCCGCGGCCGCCUGCUUCCAUUCCAGCCCCAGCGGUGCUGAGAAACGCGGGGGCACAGAGCCCCUCUGUUUCCUUCACAAAGAGCCGCCUGUGCCUCUCCCCGACCGAGCCGCGGGUUCCCAGCGAGGAAGACGCCAAGCGGGGCACAGUGCUGCUCCCCAGCCUUGUCCCCGCUGGUUUCAAGCCCUCAGACCCCCCAAUGCACAGGGAGUGGGAUGCUCUGUGCACCCCUAGGCUGAGCCGUGAAGGGUUCAGGGACCCAGCACUCAGCUGCCCAUGUAUUUAAUGAAUCACAUCCGCCCCAGGGCUUGGAAUCAGGGUUUUUCUGGAAUCCAUACAGCCCCUGGUCAGGGCAUCAUUUAUGGUUUGUCUGCUGUGGGCACUGAAAGGGGGAAAUCCCGGCCCAGCUGUGCCCAUGAUGCUGGCAGCGGCAGCGCUGACCCUUGGAGCUGCUUUUCCUGAGCUGGUGGUGGCAGAGCCUAAAUCCCUUCCCCUGGCAGCCGUCACAGCCAGCAAGUGCAAAGCCACAACGUCCACAUGUGAGAAAAUGGUGGCAGUGAGCGUGAGGGACAGAGUGCACAAUGAGCACAGGAGAUCACAUGGGCCUUCAGCUGGUUCCUGAAACCCCAUCAGGUUUCAUUAUCAUACCUAGAGGAAGGCGGAAGCCGCGCACCCCAUCGCACUGACAGGAAGCCCCUGAAGUCCCACUGAGCAGCCAUUGAGCUGCUGGAGCCCCGGCUCAGGGGGGCUGGCCAGAGCCACCUGGGAAGGGAUGCUGCGGGACAGCAGGUGCCCAGCAGAUAGCCCAGGGCAUCAGGUGCCUGCCUGGGGGAUCCUCUGAGGACAACGUGGACAUGCAGAGGAUAUAAAUGCUGUAGCUCCCUCAUUCACCAUCCCAAUGGAGAGGAGAUCGGCUUUGCCCCAGGAUUUUCGGGAGGUGCUGCACUGCCUGAAGAUGAGGAGCAAGUAUGCCGUGUUGCUGGUGUUUGUGGUGGGGCUGGUCAUCAUCGAGAAGGAAAACAACUUCAUCUCCAGGGUGUCGGACAAGCUGAAGCAGUCCCCGCAGGUGCUGCCAGAGGCCAAUGAGACGGAGGCCAGCCCGGUGCAGGCUGAGAAUGGGUCUCUGGCCUCACUGCGGCAGCUGGACACAGCCUUCUCACAGCUGAGGACGCGGCUGCGCAACGUCACCUUGCAGCUGGCUGGGGAGCUGGGCAUGGCAGCCCCAGGGCCACGGCGGCACGUCCUGCUGAUGGCCACCACACGCACCGGCUCCUCCUUCGUCGGGGAGUUCUUCAACCAGCAGGGCAACAUCUUCUACCUCUUUGAGCCUCUGUGGCACAUUGAGAGAACAGUCACUUUUGAGCCAGGGGGUGCCAACGCGGUGGGCUCGGCCCUGGUGUACCGCGAUGUGCUGCAGCAGCUCCUCCUCUGUGACCUCUACAUCCUGGAGAGCUUCAUCUCACCAGCGCCCGAGGAGCACCUAACGGCUGCCCUGUUCCGGAGGGGCUCCAGCCGCUCGCUCUGCGAGGAGCCCGUCUGCACGCCUGGCCUCAAGAAGGUCUUUGAGAAGUACCACUGCAAGAACCGCCGCUGCGGGCCCCUCAACAUCACGCUGGCGGCCGAAGCGUGCCGGCGCAAGCAGCACAUGGCCCUGAAGACAGUGCGCAUCCGGCAGCUGGAGUUCCUGCAGCCGCUGGCUGAGGACCCGCGGCUGGACCUGCGUGUCAUCCAGCUGGUGCGGGACCCGCGUGCCGUGUUGGCGUCGCGCAUGGUGGCCUUCUCAGGCAAGUACGAGAGCUGGAAGAAGUGGGCUGCUGAGGGGGAAGCCCCGCUGCAGGAGGAUGAGGUGCAGCGGCUGCGGGGCAACUGUGAGAGCAUCCGGCUGUCGGCUGAGCUGGGGCUGCGGCAGCCGCGCUGGCUGCAAGGCCGUUACAUGCUGGUGCGCUACGAGGACGUGGCGCGGGCACCGCUGCGCAAGGCGCUGGAGAUGUACCGCUUCGCAGGCAUCCGCCCCACGCCGCAGGUGGAGGAGUGGAUCCGCACCAACACGCAGGCGCCACAGGACGGCAAUGGCAUUUACUCCACGCAGAAAAACUCCUCAGAGCAGUUUGAGAAGUGGCGGUUCAGCAUCCCCUUCAAGCUGGCACAGGUGGUGCAGGACGCCUGUGAGCCGGCCAUGCGGCUCUUCGGCUACAAGCUGGCCAGCAGCGCCCAGGAGCUGACCAACCGCUCGCUCAGCCUGCUGGAGGAGGGGCCCCCCACGCAGGUCACGUAGUGCGGCACCGCUGCCCCCGUACGCCCGGCCGGCCCGGGGUGACCCUGUGCCAUGAACUUGGAACCAGGGCGUCCUUGCAAUAGCGACGGGUUCUUGGGAAGGGCGAUCAGGAGAUGGCACAGGGAUGCUGUGGCAGAGGGGUGAAGCUGUUUAGUUUCUCUCCCGAUGGAAGGAUGAGACCCUGAGAUUGAAAACCCAAGUGCCACGGGUGCCCAGAGCCCGUAGCACAACCUGACCCAUGCACCAGCUUCAGCGGUGCCUUCUCGUUUCUGCAGAGGGCCAUUGAGUGAAGCACAGGAAAACCAGAGUUUGCAGCCAGGAAUCCAUAGACCCAACCGGGGGACAAUUUUCUGGGAGUGUUCUGCAACCUGGAUGUUUUCCAGUGCCACCAAACACAAUGAGCACUCCUGGGUGAACUCCAGCACAGGAAGCAGUGUCAUUGCCCCACGGGUGUGUGCUCCCUGCGCUUUCCAAUGGUGUGCUCCGAGUGCCAGCAACAUGGUGUGCCAGCACCAGCAGGAACUUGGACCUCAAAGGCCUUACUGGUUUAGUGCCUUGGUACAGCACAGACUGGGACCUGCCUGCAACCGGACGAGGCAGCCUCUCAGUUUGUGCUCUGCAGUGCUAAUUGUUGGGUGUGGGUGGGUCCUUUUGAUUUAUUUUCUACAUUUUUCUCCGUGUAUCAGGGUUGCGGGGCAAAAUUAUUUAUUUAUUAUGUUUUAAAAAGAAAAACAAAGCGGGGUGGGGGUGGGGGGAGGGAGGUACAUCAGGGGUCAGAGCUAAGCCCAAAAAUCAGAGCAGCACAAUGUGCUGCAGACACCUAUGGAGGAAGUGGUGGGAAAGCAGCCCACAGGCCUCCAUGGAUGGGAUGAGUUAUGGAUGCAGCUCCAAGGACACCCAGCUGAAGCAAUGUGGCGAUGGGGAUGCUGUGGUGACCUGACACAGGGUGAAGGUGCUCUCCAGAGCCCACAACUUGCCCCGGAGCAACCAAACCUCAGCACCUGGUGUGAGCUUGUUCCCUUGACUUCAUUAGAAAUGGGCAAAAAAGCAAUACAAAGGAGCAGAGUCCAAAACAUC
This is a messenger RNA of Coturnix japonica (Japanese quail), 4473 nucleotides long. The record is from RefSeq and is a predicted model, not a curated record. NCBI's taxonomy places the organism in Eukaryota, Metazoa, Chordata, Aves, Galliformes, Phasianidae.